AUGAAGCGCCGCCGCCUCCCGCCCGUCCUCUUCCUCCUCGCGCUCGCGCUCCUGUCCCUCGCCUUCCGCCGCCACUUCUCCCUCCCCCUCGGCGCGCCCCACUUCGCGGCCGGCGGCGGCGGUGCCACCAGCGACGCGCUGCUCCGCCGCCUCGCGGCCACCGACGUUGGCGCGGACCAGAUCCUGGCGGAGGCGGAGGCGCUGCUGGCCAACGCGUCGGUGUCCACCUUCCCCAGCAUCGGCAACCACCACCGGCUCCUCAACGCCACCUCGGCGCCGCGGCAGCGGACCGUGUCCCGGCUCCGCGUCCCGUUCCACGGCGUCCCCAGCGACGACGCGCUACUCGCCGCCUUCCGCGCGUCACUCCGCGGCUUCCUCCUCGCGCGCCAACACCACCGCCACCGACAACAUGACGACGUCGCGGGCGCCAUGGCCGAGCUCCCCGCGCUCCUCUUUGGUCGUGGGCACCGGCGGCGGCGCGCCGCGAAGUGCGCCGUGGUCGGGAACAGCGGCAUCCUGCUCGGCUCCCGCCGGGGCGCGCAGAUCGACGCGCACGACCUCGUCAUCCGCCUCAACAACGCCCGCGUCGCGGGCUUCGCGCCCGACGUCGGCUUCCAGACCGGCGUCUCCUUCGUCAACUCCAACAUCCUCCACCACUGCGCCGUCCGCUCCGCCGUCACCACCCGCGGCUGCGGCUGCCACCCCUAUGGCCGCGAUGUCCUGCUCGCCAUGUACGUGUGCCAGCCCGCGCACCUCCUCGACGCGCUCAUCUGCAACGCCACGGCGACGCCGGAGUCCCCGUUCCCGCUCCUCGUCACCGACGCGCGCCUCGACGCGCUGUGCGCGCGCAUCGCCAAGUACUACUCGAUGCGCUGGUUCGUCGCCGCCACGGGGCAGCCGGCCAGCAACUGGACCCGGAGCCACGACGAGAGGUACUUCCACUACUCGUCGGGCCUGCAGGCGGUGGUCAUGGCGCUCGGGGCGUGCGAGGUGGUCAGCCUGUUCGGGUUCGGGAAGGCGCCUGGGGCCAAGCACCAUUACCACACCAACCAGAAGAAGGAGCUCGACCUGCACGACUACGAGGCUGAGUACCAGUUCUACCGCGACCUCCAGGAACGGCCGGAGGCGGUGCCGUUCCUCGACGAGGCGCCGGGCUUCAAGGUGCCGCCGGUGAAGCUCUACUGGUGA
Messenger RNA from Miscanthus lutarioriparius, 1188 nucleotides. The record is from the annotation of a GenBank genome assembly. NCBI's taxonomy places the organism in Eukaryota, Viridiplantae, Streptophyta, Magnoliopsida, Poales, Poaceae.